Electrophorus electricus (electric eel) is the source of this 931-nucleotide messenger RNA. It is a transcript of the gene prdx6, whose product is annotated as peroxiredoxin 6. The record is from RefSeq and is a predicted model, not a curated record. Gene Ontology annotation, cellular component: mitochondrion; cytosol. NCBI's taxonomy places the organism in Eukaryota, Metazoa, Chordata, Actinopteri, Gymnotiformes, Gymnotidae. Gene Ontology annotation, biological process: cell redox homeostasis; cellular oxidant detoxification. Gene Ontology annotation, molecular function: peroxiredoxin activity.
CCCCUCCCACAUGUGCUCACUUCUCUCCUGCAGUAGACAGGACGCAGCCAUGCCGGGCUUGCUGUUGGGGGACGUGUUCCCAGACUUCGAAGCAAACACGACUAUUGGCAAGAUCUACUUCCACCAAUUCUUGGGUAACUCAUGGGGCAUCCUGUUUUCUCACCCCCGUGACUUUACUCCAGUGUGCACAACAGAGCUGGCGUGUGCUGCCAAGAUCAGCGAUGAAUUCAAGAAGCGAGAUGUGAAGAUGAUCGCCCUGUCCAUAGACAGCGUGGAGGACCACCGCAGCUGGAGCGAGGACGUGAUGGCCCUUCACCCCGAGCAUGCAGGCUCUCUUCUGCCUUUUCCCAUCAUAGCGGACGAUAAACGGGAGCUGUCCGUCCUUCUGGGAAUGCUUGACCCCGAGGAGAAGGAUAAGGAUGGCAUGCCCCUCACUGCCCGCUGUGUGUUUGUCAUUGGUCCUGAUAAGCGGCUGAAGCUGUCUAUCCUCUACCCUGCCACUACGGGGCGCAAUUUCACCGAGAUCCUUCGUGCCGUCGACUCCCUGCAGUUGACGGCAAAGAAAAAGGUGGCCACACCUGUGAACUGGAAGCCUGGAGAUGAAGUCAUGGUCAUCCCAUCUCUCUCAGACGAAGAAGCCAAGAAGAUUUUCCCUGCCGGUUUCACCACCAAGGAAGUGCCUUCUGGGAAAAAAUACUUGCGCUACACCCCACAGCCAUAAACCACCAGUAGACACCACAGUGAUCAGCCAGAAGAAUGUCUCCCUGUCAGUCGUUACCCUCGUAGGCUGCUUGAGGUUGUUACCUAAUUCAAUAAAUAAAUAAAACAUGGCUUAAACACAUCUUUAGUAUGGAGAGGUGCACUUGGUCACAUAUACCACAGUCUAAUGUAUAGUAGUGCCUUUAUAUUCAAUAAAAAAAUAUUUCCUUAA